AUGAGUCCUGCCCAUGGUCGCUCGGGCAGUGGGAACUUUACUGAUCUGGCGAUGGAUGAAAGCACUUAUCUUAGCGAAGACUUGCCGCUUCCGCCAGCCCGGCUUUUCGACCGUCUUAGCCAGCUGCCGGGCUUCACCUGGGACCAGUCGGUGGAGCCCUUUCACUCGACCUAUAAUCACUGGCACAUCACUGGAUUCCGCCAUGCUGUUGAAGCAGAUCUCUCUACCCCGGUCGCGACCUCUUCUGGUCCCGCUUCGUCCGGCCCAUCCAGCCUCACUCGCAAUUCCCCACGUAUCGACGUUCGCUUAGCCGCCCGCACCCUCAACCGGCGCCACAGUGUCAGUGAAACUAGCAGUGAGCUGUCUAUCUCCCGAGGCGACCAGGAGCAGAUAUGGAUUCCAGUUGUUGCCCGCAUCUCUACCAACGUAGUUCGACUGGAACGCGAAUUUCAUAUGUUGAGAUCGAUCGUGCAAUCCUCGGACCCUGAUUGCAACCAUACCGUACGGCCUAUUGACCUCAUAAGGCUACCCCCGGGUUCCGGCGACAACUCUACACUCCUUGUGGCUAUCUUUGAGCAUCCCGGCCAUGACAUGUUGCGAGAUAUAGUUACCUUCGGCCCAGCAUCAUUUGUGGCCGGGGCAAGAGGCGACAAUAACGCAACCCCCAACGAACAAGUCGACUUGCCUGCUUUUCUGGACUUUGCAGUUGGUGCCUGUGACUGUCUAGAGAUACUGCACUAUGGGAUGAAGACGGUACACGGAGAGAUUCGUGGUGAUGCUUUUCACUUUUGCGCCGAAACCGGGACUGUCAAGCUUUCAAAUAUCGGCAACGGUGCACGCUCAUUUGACAAUGUUCUCAGCGAAGGUUGGUCCUCUGUUUCCCGAGAGCUUGGUGCCAAAUACAAGCUGCAAUUCAUUGCACCCGAACAGACAGGAAGAAUGCCCACGGAACCGGACAGUCGCACAGAUAUCUACGCCCUGGGCCUUUUCUUUUGGUCGAUGUUGGUUGGGAAAUUGCCAUUUGAGGGCACGGACCCUAUGGACGUUGUUCAGAAUGUACUCGGCAAGAAGUUGACACCCAUAUCUUCCAAGAGAAUGGACGUUCCCGAUGCGCUUUCGGCCGUGAUCCAGAAAAUGACACAAAAAGUGGUACAUGAUCGCUACCACACCAUUUCAUCUGCCAAGAAAGAUUUGAUGCAGAUCGCACAAUUGCUGGGUGAUGGCGAUGGCGAAGCUUUGAAUAGCUUUCAGAUUGCACAGCAGGAUGUCUCCUCAUUUUUCACCCUUCCAUCACGAAUGUUUGGUCGACAGAGAGAGUACCAACUUAUUUGCAGCGUGAUUGACAAAGUCAAGAAGCGCCAAUCAUCUGCUCUCGCCAAAGCGUCUUUACAAAGCCCAGGAACUGCGCAUGCACUAGCUUCGACAUCGUCCGUUUCGGACGGCCGUGUUGACAGCUUUGAGUUUGCCUCUAUGUCCAGCGACUCUGGAUCCUUCCACCUACCCCCUCGGACAAGCUCUAAUGCGACAAGCUAUCAUCUAGCCCAUGCCGGCACUCAUGAAUCAACUGUUACCAGUGAUGCGGCUUCAUCGACACCCAAAUCUGGGCCUAUCCUAACCAACCAAGAAAUACCCCUGAAUUCAUUGUACAGCAAAACCAAAAGCCCUUCUCAUUCUCGAUCUUCUUACAACACAGACAGAGAGAGCCAUCCGUCGAUUCACGCCGGUAGUAACAGCCAGCAUUCAACCAAUGCCUUCAGUCAACCAGACUCUCUGGGCUCUCUAUCAAAUCAGAAGAGUGCCGCAAGGAUUCGCCGAAGCGGACGAUGUGAAGUCAUAACAAUCAAUGGCGCUGCCGGCAUUGGAAAGACAGAUCUUCUGAAUCGGGUACAGCCAAUCAUCCGUAAAAUUGGAUUUAUCGCAAUAUCAAGACUUGACCGUGCGAAACGAGUCCCGUUUGAGCCCUUUGCCAAGAUUCUUGCUAGUCUCUUGCGUCAGAUAUUCUCCGAGAGAGAUGUCACGACCGAAUAUCACGAUAGUAUCCGAGCGGCUCUGCGUCCAAUAUGGCCUACACUUCACAGAGUGUUAGACCUUCCCGAACAACUCAUGUCACCUGGUGUGAAGUACAAGCCAUCGUCGCUGCGGACUGUCGCCAGCUCACAAUCUAAGAUUGACCCAACUAAGGGUGAACCAGCUAAGCAUAUCCAUAUUCCCUGGCUUGACCAGGGCCAAUCAUCAGUAGAUUUCUUUCUGUCAAAUGCAGCAUCAAACAAUAUGCGCCUCAUGGAUAUCUUCUUGGAGAUUAUGAGAACAAUUUGUCAGUACAGGCUCAUAACUGUGUGCUUGGAUGAUCUCGAGUAUGCAGACGACGAGACACUGGAACUCGUUUUGAACAUUAUUAGGGCUAAGUUGUCUUGUGUACUUAUCCUCACAAGUCGCAAGGAUGAGAUUGCUUCCUCACAAGUGAAAGCUUUAUUCGAGAUGGAAAGCUCUAACGUUACCCGCAUUGAUCUCCAGCCACUUGGAGAAGGCGACAUCGCGGAGUUCAUUGCUGCCACAAUGCACCAAGAGCCCAAUUCGACACUCACGCCACUCACUGCUGUCAUUCAGGAAAAAAGCCGAGGAAAUCCCUUCUAUGUGAGAGUGAUGCUUGAAACCUGCUAUCGGAAGAACUGUCUUUGGUAUUCUUGGAAGGACUCGCAGUGGCUAUUCGAUCUCGAUAGGAUUUUUACGGAAUUUGUAGCCCCUGUAUAUGGUGAAGGCCUCGGAUUGGGCUUCCUCACUAAACGCCUGCAGGAGAUUCCAUCUGCUGCACGAUCAAUCAUGGUUUGGGGUGCUCUCCUGGGAAGUCCGUUUUCAUUCUCGUUGGUCCAAAAACUUCUGACAAGCGAGUUUCUUUUUUACUCGGACGACGACGAUGGAGAAAUUGACCUUACAUGUCCGCGAAAUUCUGUGUUGAUGAGACAGUCGGAAGGCGAUAUCGUUGUUGGUCUGCAGUACCUGGUUCAGGCGAACCUUCUGAACACGGGCAGAACCGAUGAUGAGUUCAAGUUAGGCAAUGACCGCCUUGCACAGGCUGCCCUCUCCUUGGGCGAGAGCCGAAGCGUCGAGAAGAUGCACUUCAUCAUUUCCAAGACUCUGAUGAAAUACUAUCAUGACUCUCGAAGUCUGUAUUCAAUGGCCCAUCACGUGGCGCUCGCCUCACGAACCAUCAAAUCCCGAGUUGGGCGAAGAGUUGAUUACCGACGAAUCUUAUGGGAAGCUGGCCAGACAGCUGCGCAGUCCGGAGCCCGACCCACUGCUCUUUGGUAUUUCCGCCACUGUAUUGCCCUUCUUCAAAAUGACCCUUGGGAUGCCCGUCAGAUUGACGUUUACUACGACGAAACCAUGCGUCUCUUCAUUGCGACAGCGGAAAUGGCGUGGUCUCAAGGUCAAAAUGACGAUGCCCUUACAUUGAUUGACGCUGUUUUUACCCACGGCAAGGAUGCCGUGAGCAAGUCAAGGGCUUGGGUAAUCAAAGCCAAAAUAUUCGCUCAACUAGGAGAUCAUCCUCGUUCGAUGGAAUCAUUACUCAGUUGCCUGGAUGAGCUUGGAGUUCAUCUCCGUGCGCCGACUUCAUACGAGGAAUGUGAUGCUGCCUACCACAGACUCAAGUUGUAUCUCCAAUCUGCAGACUUUGAUGCGAUCUCUCAGAAGCCACUCAGCAAGGAUCCCGAUUUGGUAACGAUAGGAGCUGUCAUGUCCGAGGCAAUGGCCGGGGGGUUCACUCAAAUUUCUAUCGGCUGUUCACAUCUUGCCAUGAUCGCCUUGAGCCGCUUCCGGGACCUUGAGUUUGGUGCCACACUCAGCGAUAUUUCUCUCUCAUUGCUUGAGCGUUCUUCUGAGCUCUGGACUCAGAGCCGAGGUUCCAUCGUUCACAAUCUUUAUGUUAGUCACUUGCGAGUUUCUAUGGCAUCAACCUUGCCCGCCGUUGAAGCCUCGCUCGAGGCUUGCUUCUCAAUGGGUGACCCAUAUAUCACUCUUGUGAGCAUCUCGUCAAUGGCCAUGACUAGGCUCUAUCUCGGACAAGACAUGGCCCAACUGGAGGUGUUUUGUGUUGAGACUCCAGAAGAAGUUCCUUUUUGGGGCAAGGACACGCGCGGUGGCACUAGUAUACUAGCUGUUCGGCAAGUUGCGCGAUCCUUGCAAGGCAAAACGGAUUAUCGGUCCGCUGACAAUGUCAUGUCCGACGACGAACACAAAACAAGUUCGUACAUGGCCUACCUGGAAGCCAAUGCCAGUAACGUCGACAGGCCUCGCGAUAUCUACUUAGGUCUUUCCAUGAUCCCCUUGUGUCUAUAUGGCCACCAUGCCAAAGCCAUUCAGGUCGGAACACAGCUCCUAGACACCGCAUACAGGCUUUGGUCUUUGCGAGUGACUUAUGCAAUCUAUUUCUACUUGGCUGUGUCAAUCCUGACACUUCACAACGACUUUCCAUCCCAAGGCUAUCUCGACGGCAAAAUGGACACGGUUCUACGAUACAAGGAAGUGGUUGACUUUGCUAGAACAGCUUCAGAAGCAAAUUAUGGCAUGUGGGCCUUGAUACUAGAGGCCCUCAUCUCCGAAGUCCGAAACGACCAUAGUGCUGCAAUCCAGGCCUAUGAAGCCGCAACUGACCAUUCUCAAAUCCACGGAUGGCCAUUGGAGGAGGCGCUUGCACUUGAGUUGCAGGGUGAGUUCUUAGUGAGGCGCGGUGCCAAACGAGCUGCUAGAUCUGUUAUGUUAGAUGCCAUUGCAGCGUGGAGCUCUAUAAGUGCGAGUGGGAAGGCUACAAUGCUCGCCGAGAAGCAUGAGUGGCUUCUCAAAACCGCAACAUCUGCUAGAACAGUCGACAUUGGCUGCCAAACAGUUGACUCACUACUCGAAAUGACCCGCGAUGCUGUUCAAGAGGAGAUUGCCAUUCCUUCGCAGAUUGAGGAAGACGAAAGGAGGCAGCGUUGGAUUGAGCAGAACGGUGUCACGGCUGGCGAGAGAUCCAUGGAUAUCUCAAGUGUCGGUCUAGGUAAGCGCAUCAUUCCCGAGCAAGAGAACUUUCAGCAACCUAACAAUGAGAUAGACAUCAUAGAUCUCUCCAGCAUCCUUGAGUCUAGCCAGGUCAUGUCGUCGGAACUCCAGAUCGACAAACUUUUCACGAAAAUGCUAGAGAUCAUUCUUGAGUCCUGCAACGGUUCCGAUUUUGCUGUCAUUGCCACGGACUUUGACGAACACGGCUUUGCCAUUGCCGCAGCUGCAGAUGCUGAAAAGGGCCAGAAAUCUUAUCCAGAUGGUCGGCCAUUCUCUGAACUCGAGGGCCGCAUGGCAGAAGGGAUCACCCACUACGUCAUGCGCACUAAGGAAGAGGUUCUCGUCCACAAUGUACUUGAUGACGAACGCUUUUCCAACGUGAACGAGGCUUACCAAGCCAACUUUCCUCUUGGACGAUCUGUCAUAGCUCUUCCAAUUGUCCAGGCAGAUCAUCUUCUUGGUGUCAUUCAUUUGGAGGGAAAGCCAAACUGGUUUACCCAACGCAAUGUUGUCGUUUUGCACCUGCUUUGCAACCAGAUAGGAAUUUCGUUAUCAAAUGCCUUGCUUUUCCGUGAGAUUCGCAAGGUCAGUGCCAAGAACGCUUCUAUGAUAGAAUCCCAAAAGCGCGCCCUCGCACAAGCCCGCGAGUCAGAGCAAAAGGCAAAGGUGGCUGAAGCCGAGGCCAAACAUAACGUCAAACUCAAGGAAGACGCGGCCAGAGCAAAGUCCAUUUUCCUCGCAAAUAUCUCUCACGAUCUUCGUACCCCCAUGAAUGGCGUUAUCGGCCUUUCUGAGCUACUCAAGGGCACCCAGCUCAACAAAGAGCAGGAUGAAUACGUGGAGUCCAUUCGUGUCUGCGCGGACACUUUACUUACUCUCAUCAAUGACAUUCUCGACUUCUCCAAGCUGGAAGCCGGGAAGAUGAAGAUUUCCACAGUCCCGCUCAACCUUAAGGAGACAAUCUCCGAGGUUAUUCGUGCACUUCGAUAUACCCACCGAGAACGUGACCUGGACACCAUUGAGGACCUGGAGCGUGUUCCACCGGAGCUUGUUGUUCUCGGAGAUCCUGUUCGUCUCCAUCAAAUCUUCAUGAACUUGCUUAGCAACAGUUACAAGUUCACACCAAAGGGAUCCAUCACAGUCAAAGCAAAGGUUGCUAGAGAAGGCAAAGGCCGUGUUCGCCUAGAAUGUUCAGUGUCCGAUACCGGUAUUGGCAUUCCCGAGGAGCAAAAAGCACGCUUGUUCCGGCCCUUUUCGCAGGCGGACCCAUCAACGGAAAGGUCCUACGGCGGCAGUGGACUAGGUCUCAGUAUCUGCAAAGCAAUCAUUGAAGAUGUUCUUGGGGGCGCCAUCUGGCUUGAUUCCGAGUCCGGCAUUGGAACCACAGUAACAUUCCACUUGGUAUUCAAUAAAGCGCCCAAGAAGACAGCAGUCAAGGCGGCCUGGUCCCAGGAUUUAAACCAGACGGAAAACAAAGCAGAGGCCAAGGCCAAGGCGCGAGAUCUCAGCCAAAUCCCCCGUGACCAAAUCAAAGUUUGCAUUGCUGAAGACAAUCCGAUCAACCAAAAGAUUGCAGUCAAAUUUGUGAACGGGCUUGGCCUUCACUGCGAAGCCUAUAGCGAUGGCAAACAAGCCGUAGACGCAUUGCGUGCAAAGUCCAAAGAAGGCAACCCAUUCCAUGUCGUUUUGAUGGAUGUCAUGAUGCCCACGCUUGAUGGAUAUAAUGCCACUCGGGAACUUCGGCGAGAUCCUGAUCCGAACGUGAAUGAGGUUCUCGUCAUUGCCAUGACCGCAAGUGCCAUCGAAGGCGACAGAGAGAAAUGCCUCGAGGCUGGCAUGAACAAUUACCUUCCAAAACCAGUACGAUCCCCAAUUUUGAGCGAGUUGCUGGACAAAUACCUUGCUCCGGUCCCUUCACAUCCCCGCACCCGACUCGCGAUUCGACAAAAGGGUUCAAGGGGAAGCAUUGGGCCCGAUGCUGGUACCCCAACUAGCUUCUCUUCUUCAGGAUCCGACGAUAUUAAGCACACACAAUUCUCAAACUCCGACGGAAAAUAG
Messenger RNA from Penicillium waksmanii, 7098 nucleotides. Its product is annotated as putative sensor histidine kinase/response regulator. The record is from RefSeq and is a predicted model, not a curated record. Lineage: Eukaryota; Fungi; Ascomycota; Eurotiomycetes; Eurotiales; Aspergillaceae. Gene Ontology annotation, molecular function: histidine phosphotransfer kinase activity; ATP binding; protein binding. The transcript has 3 exons. The coding region runs from base 1 to 7098 and encodes 2365 amino acids. Gene Ontology annotation, biological process: phosphorelay signal transduction system; protein autophosphorylation.